AUGUCAGCUCGCCCAGCAGUCGGAUGGGAAUCACAUUUUAUUGCAACCAAGGCAUAUAUUCAAUUUGCAUUGAGCAUUAGCGAUAAGUCAUUUAUGCCAAAACUACUCAACAAGAUAGACAAAACAGUUGCCGCUCUUCAUUAUGGUACAGAUGGAAAACAAAUAUUUAGGACUCAUGGCUCUACACCAAUAUAUAAACUCCCUGAUAACGUCACUGAUCUUGGACAAUUAAAUGAAAUUAUGUAUCAGAAGUAUACUCGUCCAUUAGACCACGCAUUAGCCUCUAUUGGGACAAAUAAAGAUACUAUUGUUCUUAAUAUUAACCAUCUUGCAGCAGAUGGAGGAUAUCUUCAUAAUUUAUUUGAAUUUUUAAAGACAGAUGAAGAUAUCAACUACAUCCCUAGUAUUAUUCCAACAGAAAAAGUAUUUGAAAAAGAAAUUAAUGAAUAUAAUGGAUCUCUUCCAUUGUUCCCAGUUGCAGAUCCAUCGUUAACUCGUGCUAUUCCUCAAGAUCAGUUAAAUUACCAUACAGCAUACGGAAUGUUUACUAAUAACAUAUCAAUUGAUGCAAAAACAUUGAUGACCUCUAAAAUUAACGGAAAGAUCAAAAAUUUGACAGAAUAUUAUUGGGCAAGUGUCAUUUUAUCUGUAUCAGCAUUCAACAACAAGCUUGAAAACACCGGAAUUCCAACAUGCAUUAAUUUAAGACAAUACUUAAAUAAAUCAGAUUUCAACAUUGGAAAUUGUUUCUCUCACGUCAUUGUUUCGACACACGUUACAAAAGAUGAUGAUGUUAAAACAUUGAUGGAUAAUCUCCGUCAAGAUUUCAAUAACAAAUACAAGUUAAGAACUCCAAUUGGAGAAUUGAAAUCACUAAAACAAGGCUCGCUUUUCCAAGCUAGUGUUAAAGGAUUAGUUCCAGAUAU
This is a messenger RNA of Trichomonas vaginalis G3, 926 nucleotides long. RefSeq lists its product as uncharacterized. Lineage: Eukaryota; Parabasalia; Trichomonadida; Trichomonadidae. The record is from RefSeq and is a predicted model, not a curated record. The transcript has a single exon. The annotation marks the transcript as partial.